AUUCACAAGUUUUGUGUUGGCCACAUUGGACAAGCUGGACGAUCGCCUUUUGUUACCCAGAACUGUCAAUUCAGAGCAAUAUUCGCAGCAAUUCGGAUUGUGGGGGAGACUUCUUGUGAUUCGAUCGCGACACGUAAAAUAUAUUUAGAACGUGUGGUGUCGUAGUGCCGUGGCUACAAAUAUAACAAUUUUGUUUUGAUUUUCAUUUGUACGUUUUGCCUCAUCGAGUAAUAAAAUAUAUAAGAAUUUCCUUGCAUAUUCCCUUAAUAUUCUAUUACUUAGUGUAAUUGAUUACCAUAUAAACUGGUUUUAAUAUUCAUAUGUAACAAUUUCUGAAGACUCAUAAAACGUAUGCUAGGGUUCUGAAAAUUGACAAUGGCUAAUAUUCGUCAGAAGUCGGACGAUAGUCCGGCAUGUGAAAAUGAUUUGGGAACUUUCAAUCCAGAAUUUGCUACAGAAUUAUCAAACAAACUCGAACGCGUUUCACCUCGAAAUGAUGGGGUGUCAACCAUUGACAUGUAUGAAGAAAGGCUUCAUGAGAUGACCGCUUCUUAUUCUGAAAUAUCCUUCGAUUCUGUUGCUUCGCUUCCUGAUGGCUCACUUUAUGAAAAUAGAUCCUUGGGUGCUUCACCAGGAUCUUAUGAUUUAGAAUGUUCUGUUAAACGAAAGAAUGGUGGAACAUUGAAAUCUGAAGAAGGUAUUCAAGACUGUGACAGCAGGAGGCCUGACAAAUUAGAACUUCAAAACUACCAUAGAGGAGGAUCAGAUGUUGGGUCAUUACACAAAGCCUUUGGUAACCUUCAUUUAGAAGGUACAGUAACCACUGAAGGAGACAUGGUUUCGUUUGUAGCAGAAGAUUUGGAAACAAAAAUCAAAUUAUCCAGUCCUGUCACUAAAAAAGGAGAUACUCCACCAUUUCCUGGCUCACGUAUAUCUACUCCCUGCUUGUAUCGACAAGCUCUUAUGCCACAGUUGCCCUCAAUUAAUCAGACUGUAUUAAAUGAUUUAGAAAUGGAAGUACGUAAAAUAGCUACUUCUGUCGAUACAUUAACAGAAAAUUUAGCAGGAAUUUUACAUAGUGUAUCCGCUCUUACUGUGGAUUGUUUAGAAAUUUAUCGGGAUGCUGUAUGUAAAACGUGUGAUGCUGUAGAUUCCAACAUAAAGUCUAUGUACCAACUUAUGGCGAAAUGUGAAGAACUCAGCAAAUCUAUGAAGCCUAUUUAUAAAUUAGCAGAACAAAUGUAUCCUUUUCUUACUUUAAUGUUUACUAUUGGUUGAUAAUUCUAACUU
Gryllus bimaculatus (two-spotted cricket) is the source of this 1290-nucleotide messenger RNA. The record is from the annotation of a GenBank genome assembly. Lineage: Eukaryota; Metazoa; Arthropoda; Insecta; Orthoptera; Gryllidae.